AUGGCGGCGCUGCAGGAGAAGAAGUCAUGCAGCCAGCGGAUGGAGGAGUUUCAGCGCUACUGCUGGAACCCGGACACAGGGCAGAUGCUGGGCCGGACGCUGUCGCGGUGGGUAUGGAUCAGCCUCUACUACGUGGCCUUCUACGUGGUGAUGACCGCAAUCUUUGCUCUGUGCAUUUACACACUCAUGUGCACAAUCGACCCGUACACACCUGACUACCAAGACCAGCUAAAGUCACCAGGGGUGACCUUGAGGCCAGAUGUCUACGGGGACAAGGGCCUGGACAUUUCCUACAAUGUUUCCGACAACAGGACCUGGGUGGACCUCGUGCACACCCUCCACACCUUCCUGGCAGGCUACUCGCCAGAGUCCCAGCAGGACAGCAUCAACUGCACCUUUAAGGAGUACUUCUUCCAGGAAAAGUUCAUGGCCCCCAACCACACCAAGUUCUCCUGCAAGUUCACAGCAGACAUGCUGCAAAAUUGCUCAGGGCUGGUGGACCCCAACUUCGGCUUCGCAGAAGGAAGGCCGUGCUUUGUGAUUAAAAUGAACAGGAUCGUCAAGUUCCUCCCCAGCAACAGCACGGCGCCCAGGGUGGACUGCGCCUUCCUGGACCAGCAAAAGGAUGCCCAGCCCCUGCAGGUGGAGUACUUCCCACCCAACGGCACCUUCAGCCUCCACUACUUCCCUUACUACGGGAGCAAAGCACAGCCCCACUACAGCAACCCUCUGGUCGCUGUAAAACUUCUCAACGUCCCCAGAAACACGGAGGUCCUCAUCGUGUGCAAGAUCCUGGCCGAUCAUGUAACAUUUGACAACCCCCACGAUCCCUACGAGGGGAAGGUGGAGUUCAAGCUCAAAAUCCAGCAGUAG
Molecule: messenger RNA, 873 nt
Organism: Puma concolor (puma)
Lineage: Eukaryota; Metazoa; Chordata; Mammalia; Carnivora; Felidae
Gene: ATP4B
Product: ATPase H+/K+ transporting subunit beta
Biological process (GO): sodium ion export across plasma membrane; intracellular sodium ion homeostasis; potassium ion import across plasma membrane
Cellular component (GO): sodium:potassium-exchanging ATPase complex
Molecular function (GO): ATPase activator activity
Source: RefSeq, a predicted model, not a curated record